AUAAUCAUUUCGAAUAAUUAAAAAAUAUAAUAGUGAUCAUCUGCAACUUGCAAGCUGAAUAAUUAUCACAGAGAAAUGGGGGUCCGAGAAACCGACCCGCUUUCACAACUGAGUUUGCCUCCCGGGUUUCGGUUCUACCCGACUGAUGAGGAGCUUCUGGUGCAGUACCUCUGCAGAAAAGUCGCCGGCCACCAUUUCUCCUUGCCGAUCAUCGGAGAUAUUGAUCUCUACAAAUUCGAUCCCUGGGAUCUCCCCAGCAAAGCUAUAUUUGGGGAAAAGGAAUGGUAUUUCUUCAGCCCGAGGGAUAGAAAGUACCCGAACGGAUCUCGGCCGAACAGAGUCGCCGGAUCUGGAUACUGGAAAGCCACCGGAACUGAUAAAAUCAUCACGACGGAGGGGAGAAAAGUCGGCAUUAAAAAAGCCCUAGUUUUCUACAUCGGUAAAGCACCUAAAGGAACCAAAACCAAUUGGAUUAUGCACGAAUACAGACUCUUCGAACCUUCCAGAAAACAUGGCAGCGCCAAACUGGAUGAAUGGGUGCUUUGCCGGAUUUACAAGAAGAAUUCGAGCGCACAAAAAUCCGCAAUUACCGGUGUUCAAAGCAGAGAGUACAGCAUCGGAUCUUCGUCGUCGUCUUCGUCGCAAUACGACGACGUUAUGGAUUCGUUGCCGGAGAUUAACGACCGUUUCUUCUCUUUGCCGAGAAUGGAUUCUCUGAAGAAUUUUCAGCAAGAGGAGCAGAAGCUGAAUCUCGCGCAUUUGGGUUCUGGGAAUUUCGAUUGGGCCACGCUAGCCGGGCUUAACCCGCUGCCCGAACCCGGUCCAGAUCCGGUCCAGCAGCCACCGGUCUACAAUAACUUGAAUUGUCAAAAUGACAUAUUUGCCCCUUCUCUGCAGCACAUUGGUAUUAUUGGCGGCAGUGAGGUGGUGGACGAAGAAGUCCAGAGUGGGGCCAGGGCCCAGCGGGUGGGCCAACCCGGAUUCUACCCGCAGAAUGCGGGCAUGUUCGGGCAGGAAUACUCGAACUCGAUUGACCCGUUUGUUGCUCGGUACCAGACCCAGGCUGGUGGGUUGGGGUUUAGGCAGUGAAUAGCUGAGUAGAUGAUUAGGAGGGCAGAUGAUUGGUUGGGGCGAUUGUGUAAAUAGAUGGAAUUCUUUGGGCCAAAAAUACAGUAGGCAGAGAGUAUUUGUUAUGUAGAUUAUGAUUUGUGAGAGAAUUAGUAGUCCCAACCGGAGAGAUGAUGAUGAAAUUUUGGAAAGCACGUGAAAAAAAAGAAAGGAUAAAGCAUAGGAAUUAGAUUGUGUACUUUAAUUUACAAUUAUAGUAGAUGAUUAGUAUUUGCCUUCAAAAUUUAAUAAUAUUAUUGUUAUAAAGUUUUAUAAUUAUUUUUUGUUCA
Molecule: messenger RNA, 1397 nt
Organism: Erythranthe guttata (spotted monkey flower)
Lineage: Eukaryota; Viridiplantae; Streptophyta; Magnoliopsida; Lamiales; Phrymaceae
Gene: RD26
Product: NAC (No Apical Meristem) domain transcriptional regulator superfamily protein
Biological process (GO): regulation of DNA-templated transcription
Molecular function (GO): DNA binding
Source: RefSeq, a predicted model, not a curated record